This is a messenger RNA of Aspergillus uvarum CBS 121591, 1058 nucleotides long. It is a transcript of the gene alg13, whose product is annotated as N-acetylglucosaminyldiphosphodolichol N-acetylglucosaminyltransferase catalytic subunit ALG13. Gene Ontology annotation, molecular function: hexosyltransferase activity. Lineage: Eukaryota; Fungi; Ascomycota; Eurotiomycetes; Eurotiales; Aspergillaceae. Gene Ontology annotation, cellular component: extrinsic component of endoplasmic reticulum membrane; UDP-N-acetylglucosamine transferase complex. The transcript is spliced from 3 exons. The record is from RefSeq and is a predicted model, not a curated record. The coding region runs from base 276 to 884 and encodes 202 amino acids. Gene Ontology annotation, biological process: dolichol-linked oligosaccharide biosynthetic process.
UUAUCAUUUCCUAUGUAACAGGCAGAAUUAACUGACGUUUGCAGAGAUAUCUCCUGAGUCACUUAUAUUAACUAAUUGCCUGUCUGACGAUUCCAUCCAAUUAAGCCUAAAUCAGGCAUGCAUACCUCUGUCUAGCUGGCUGGUGCCCAGUCACAGUGCUGAUAAUCAACUUCUUAAUCCCCCCCCCCAACACCUACUACUUGGCUACGUAUUCCCGAGUAUUUGUUCUGUUGAUCGAUCCACUAUCCCAUCGAUAUACAAAUAAUCCUUCCACCAUGGCGAUGCAGAACCAAUCCCUGAAGUUCUGCUUCGUGACUGUGGGAGCUACCGCUUCUUUCAACCUCCUCAUUCAGUCGAUUCUGGAGCAACCCUUUCUACGUGAGCUGCGCGCACACGGCUACACUAACCUGCUGGUCCAGUACGGCAAAGAGGGCAAGAUCCUCUUCGAUGAAUUCCUGCGCCAGUAUCCUCCUGGUAGUGAGGGCCAGCACGGUCUACUGAUCGAUGGAUUCGACUUCAAUCCCGACGGAUUGGACAAUGAAAUGCGUCUUGCUAAGGCCUGGCCCUCGGAAGGUCGAGUUGGGGGUUUGAUUGUCAGCCAUGCCGGAUCCGGCAGCAUUAUGGAUGCACUAAGAUUGGGCGUGCCUCUUGCGGUGGUACCCAACCCGACCCUCAAAGACAACCACCAGCAGGAGCUUGCCGAUAUCCUCCAAGAACAAGGUUAUCUCAUUGCGAGUCACUAUCGGGAUAUUGCGACAGCAGUUGAUAGGGCUGAACGCCUGCGAGUUCAGAUGGCCAAAUGGCCGCCGGUCUCCAAGGCCCAGGAAGUCCCUCCUCCAAGCUUGGAUCAAGUCAUGUCUGACGAAUUGGGCUUCUUGGAUUGAUGGUCUGGCACGGCCCAGAGUUUUAUACUCAUCACACAUGUGUGGGCGAUUUGCAAUGGCGUUGCGGAGCGUGGGUACUUUAGUAUAGAAUAGGAAUGGCUUUGAAUGUUUGCAAUCACCAAUGGCGCAUUAGCAUCCAUAGUUGAGGUUUAGUGGUUUUCGCUAACUAUGAAC